GUUGAAUGUGCUCCUUUAAUCCCUUCAAGUCAUUGCAGUUUUUAUGAAUAUAAAAUUAUAAUUGUUAUAUAUUAUUUAUUUUAUAGUUAUAUUGUAUGCAUAUAAACAUAGUGAGCUAUAAAACUUUAUAUUGAAAAAAUUAUAUUGUAAAGUGAGAAGAAAGAUAAAAAAAAAAAAAACUAGAACGUAGAAUCUCAAUCAGAGGAGUAAAUUCGAGCAGUGUGGUCUCUACCGGCCUUCAACUUCCUGUUCCCUUAACUGGAAACAAUGGCGUCAGGAACCUUGUACACGUACCCAGAUAAUUUUAGGGCAUAUAAGGCUCUGAUUGCUGCUCAAUACUCCGGCGCGCAGAUUAAAGUUGCCGAAGACUUUGUAUUUGGUGAAACUAAUAAAACUGAAACAUUUUUAAAAAAGUUUCCACUUGGUAAAGUACCGGCAUUUGAAACAAGUGAUGGAAAAUAUCUUACGGAAAGUAAUGCAAUUGCUUACUAUGUCUCAAAUGAACAAUUACGAGGAAAAACAGACAUAGAAAAAGCAAGCAUUUUCCAAUGGUGUGGAUUUGCUGAUUCAGAAAUUCUUCCUCCAAGUUGUGCUUGGAUAUUCCCAUUACUUGGAAUUAUGCCAUACAACAAACAGACCAUCGAAGCUGCUAAGGAAGAUGUGAAGCGAGCUUUAACAACUUUAAAUUCUCAUUUACUUACAAGAACUUAUGUUGUUGGAGAACGAAUAACAUUAGCUGAUAUUUGUUUAGCUAUGACUUUACUCCAUUUAUAUCAAUACGUUCUUGAACCAAAUCUACGUAAACCAUACCAAAAUGUUAACCGAUGGUUCCAAACAGUAAUUAAUCAACCUGAAUCUGUUGCUGUAAUUGGUGCCUUUAAAUUGGCUGAAAAAGCUAUAGAAUUUAAUCCUAAAAAGUAUGCUGAGAUGCAAGGAAAGACUUCCAAAAAAGAGAAGAAAGAAAAAGAAUCAAAGAAAGAACCGAAGGAGCCAAAAGAGUCAAAAGAGGCAAAAGAGAAUGAAGAUCUUGAUCCAGUAGAAGCAGCUUUAGCUGCAGAGCCUAAAACAACAAAUCCUUUUGAUACUCUACCUAAAGGUUCAUUUGAUCUUGAUGAUUUCAAACGAUUUUAUUCCAAUGAAGAUGAAUCAAAGUCAAUACCAUAUUUCUGGCAGAAGUUUGAUCCAGAACAUUAUAGCAUCUGGUUGAGUGAAUAUAAAUACAACAAUGAAUUAACUAAAGUUUUUAUGUCGUGCAAUCUGAUUACUGGAAUGUAUCAAAGAUUAGAUAAAAUGCGUAAAGCUUCUUUUGCCAGUACCUGCUUAUUUGGUACAGACAAUGAUAGUACUAUUAGUGGUAUAUGGGUUUGGCGUGGACAAGAACUUGCUUUUACAUUAUGUCCAGAUUGGCAAGUGGAUUAUGAGUCAUACAGUUGGACAAAAUUAGAUCCAACUGAUGAAAAGACAAAGGAAUUGGUACAUCAGUACUUCAGUUGGAUUGGUACUGAUAAAGAAGGACGUGAAUUUAAUCAAGGAAAAAUCUUUAAGUAAAAUUUCAAAUUUGCUUACAGAUACAUAACGCGCUCCAUUCAGAGGCAAUAAAUGUAAAAACUGACAGAAUUUAUUAAACUUUGUCCUUGUAAA
Molecule: messenger RNA, 1641 nt
Organism: Polistes dominula (European paper wasp)
Lineage: Eukaryota; Metazoa; Arthropoda; Insecta; Hymenoptera; Vespidae
Gene: eEF1gamma
Product: elongation factor 1-gamma
Biological process (GO): translational elongation
Cellular component (GO): nucleus; cytoplasm
Molecular function (GO): translation elongation factor activity
Source: RefSeq, a predicted model, not a curated record